AUGAUAGGUGUUAGCUGGAAUGUGCGGGGACUGGGGAACCCGCAUAAUUUCAGAGCCCUGAAGAGAUUUCUUCGGGCAAAAGACCCCUAUUUGGUUUUUCUGAUGGAGACAAAGAAGUCGAAGGCAGAAAUGACCGAUAUUUGCUAUGAUUUAGGAUUUGGUGGUUGUUGUGUAGUGGGUAAGGUAGGUCGAAGUAGUGGAGGUUUGGCUAUGUUUUGGAGGAAGGGUUUAGCGGUGCGACCUCUGGGAUCUUCAAUGGGACAUAUAGAUGUGGAAGUACAACUUGAUUCAGGACUAGUUCGUAUUUCAGGGUUCUAUGGUAAUCCAGAGACUAGUAAUAGAUGGGCUUCAUGGGAAUUGCUACGCAGGAUUGCAGCUUCGGUUGAAGGGCCUUGGAUCACUUUUGGGGACUUCAAUGAAUUGAGAGAUGCAAAUGAGAAAAAAGGUGGUUCAGACCGAAUAGAGUCCCAGAUGCAAAAGUUUGUCGAAGCAAUUGAUGAUUAUGGACUCCAGGAUGUGGAGGUCUCAGGUCCUUUGUUUACAUGGAGAAGGGGAGAUUGGAACGUCUUGACAGGAGUUUGA
Fragaria vesca subsp. vesca is the source of this 582-nucleotide messenger RNA. RefSeq lists its product as uncharacterized. The transcript has a single exon. The coding region runs from base 1 to 582 and encodes 193 amino acids. The record is from RefSeq and is a predicted model, not a curated record. Lineage: Eukaryota; Viridiplantae; Streptophyta; Magnoliopsida; Rosales; Rosaceae.